GAUUUUAUCUCAUUGCUCCAAAAUCAAGCAUACUUUUCAACGCGCUAGAGUGAUUGUAUCUUACAAUUGUACUCUUGAGCCGAGAAAAUUAACAAUGGCAGAAGAUAGAAAUGCAAUUGGGAUCGAUCUGGGGACAACUCAUUCGUGUGUAGCGGUAUGGCAGGCUGAUCAUGUAGAAAUCCUGGUGAACGGUCAGGGUAACAGGACAACUCGAUCUUAUGUUACAUUCACGGAUACUAACAGGUUGGUAGGUGAUGAAGCCUUUAACCAAGCCGUCAGAUUCCCCGCCAACUCAGUCUUUGAUGCAAAGCGGUUAAUUGGUAGGAGAUUCAGUGAGAUGUCUGUUCGAAGUGAUAUCAAGUGCUGGCCAUUCAAGGUCAUUGAAGGUCCGGAGGACAAGCCCAUGAUUGUGAUUAGACACAGGGGCGAAGAGAAACGGUUUGCUGCUGAAGAUAUCUCAUCCAUGGUUCUGGCAAAGAUGCGGGAGAUUGCUGAGAACUUCCUGUGCUCAAAUAUUAGUGUGAUAAAUGCAGUUAUCACGGUCCCCUCUUACUUCAACGACGCUCAGCGCCAGGCUACAAUAAAGGCUGGUGAAUUAGCCGGCUUGAAUGUGCUGCGCAUUCUCAACGAACCGACAGCUGCAGCUAUUGCUUACGGCAUUGACAAGAAGGCUGGUCGGCAUAAGCGAAAUGUGAUGAUAUUCGAUUGGGGUGGUGGAACUUUAGAUGUGUCUCUGCUUACCAUAGGUCAUGGUGUGUUUGAAGUGAAGGCCACUGCUGGAGACACUCACCUUGGCGGUGAGGACUUGGAUAACAGAUUGGUGAAUUACUGUGUCCAAGAAUUCAAAAAAAAGUAUCGAGUGGACAUUGGUGGAAACUCCAAAGCUCUUCGGAGGGCCAAAACCGAGUGUGAGAAUGCAAAGAAGGCUCUUUCACAUUCGUUUGAAAGCAGCAUUGUAAUUGACUGUUGGUACCAGGGUGAAGAUUUCUAUACAACCUUUACCCGGGACGAAUUUGAACAAAUGAACAUGGAUAUCUUCCACAAGUGCAUGGAGCCUGUGAAAAAGUGUUUGGAGGAUGCCAAAAUGGACAUAAGCGAUGUCGACGACGUUGUUCUUGUUGGGGGCUCUUCAAGAAUUCCAAAGGUGCAAGAGCUAUUACAGGAGGUUUUCAAGGGUAAGGAGUUGUGCAGGAACAUUAAUCCGGAUGAGGCCGUGGCGUAUGGAGCCGCUGUUCAAGCUGCAGUCUUGACUGGCAAUGUAACAGGGAAGCUUGAAGACUUCACUCUCUUGGAGGUGGGUGUUGAAAGCAUUCGAGACCACGCUAUCGGGAUCGAUCUGGGGACAACGUAUUCCCGAGUAGCCGUGUGGCAGAAGGAUCAUGUGGAGGUUAUACUGAACGAUCACGGGAACAGGAAGACUGCAUCUUAUGUUGCCUUCGCUGAAACUGAUGAGACUAAUUUGGUAGGUGAUGCAGCAUUUAACCAAGUCGUCAGAAACACAGCCAACUCCAUCUUUGAUACAAAGCGGCUAAUCGGUAGGAGAUUCAAUGAUGCUUCUAUUCAAAGUGAUGUGAAGGACUGGCCAUUCAAGGUCGUUGAAGGUCCAGCUGACAGGCCCAUGAUUGUGGUUACCCACAAUGGCCAAGAUAAACAAUUUUCUGCUGAAGAAAUCUCAGCCAUGGUUCUGGAAAAGAUGCGGAAGAUUGCCGAGACCUACCUGGGCUCAACUGUGAAAAAUGCAGUUAUCACCGUCCCUGCUUACUUCAAUGACUCGCAACGUCAGGCUACAAAAGAAGCUGGCGUCUCUGCUGGCCUAAAUGUGAUGCGUAUUAUGAACGAACCGAGUGCUGCUGCCAUUACUUAUGGCCUUAGCAAGAAGUCCGGUUGGAGUAGCACGAGAAACGUAAUGAUAUUUGAUUUGGGUGGUGGCACUCUAGAUGUGUCGUUGCUUACCAUGACUAGUUCUGGUGAUUUUCAAGUCAAGGUGACGGCUGGAGACACUCACCUUGGCGGGGAAGACUUCGAUAACAGAAUGGUGAAGUAUUGUGUCGAGGAAUUCAAGAGGGAGAAGAAAUUCGACGUUAGUGAAGACUUCAGAGCUCUUAGGAGGUUAAAAAACCAAUGUAAGAAGGCAAAAGAGAGACUCUCAUUUGAGUCUGACUUUGACAUUGAAAUUGAUUGUUUGUGUGAGGGUACUGAUUUCACUAUAACUUUUACCCGUCACAAAUUUGAACAACUGAAUGAGGAUUUGUUCAUCAAGUGUAUGGAGCCAGUGACGAAGUGUUUGACGGAUGCAAACAUAGAUACAAGCAGUGUCCAUGAUAUCGUUCUCUCCGGUGGCUCUUCUAGAAUUCCAAAGGUGCAAGAGCUAUUAAAGGAGGUUUUCAAGGGGAAGGAGCUUUGCAGGGGCAUUAAUCCGGAUGAGGCAGUGGCAUGUGGUGCCGCGAUUCAAGCUGCAGUCCUAAGUGGUGGGAAUGUAAAUGGGAAGUUUAUUCAAGACUUCACCCUCUCGGAUGUCACUCCUCUGCCACUUGUUCUGGAAAUUACCGAUUAUGAUAGAUUCAAUGGACUCGGGAAUUUAAUUAUUCCAAGAAACAUUAGAAUUCCUAUGAUGGAGAAAGUGCGUUUUCCUGUUCAGGACAAUCAAACUUCAAUCAACUUCUGCAUAUAUGAAGGUGGGAGUAGCGUACCUGAGAGUAUGAACUUUUUGGGUGAAUAUAGUCUCCAAGAAAUUCCUGCAGCGCCUAAGAAUCUUACUGAAUUUGAGGUUUGCUUGGCUAUUGAUGCCGAUGGCAUCUUGAGUGUCUCUACUGAGGAUAAGUACACUGGCCAGAAGAAAGCGAUCUCAUUUAACAGUGACAAACUGAAGAAGAUUGAGGGAUUUGAGAAUCAAGAUGAAGUAAGAAAUGAUAAUCUAUAGUACUAUAGUAACGUUGAAAUAAGAUAUAUUUAUAAAAUCAAUUUGAUAUAUAUAUACAAAAACACACUCAAGUUAUAACUGCUUAGUAAGUUAAUACAACACUAACCGCUUGUUUGGAUCCACUCCACAACGUCAUCUCAUGAUAUGAACUGUUCAUUGCUUAGGUCGUCUCGUCAUUCAAAGAUCACCCUUGUAAAAAAAAUUAGUCUAUGCACUUCA
Messenger RNA from Prunus persica (peach), 3139 nucleotides. RefSeq names its product heat shock 70 kDa protein 18. Gene Ontology annotation, biological process: protein refolding; cellular response to unfolded protein. The coding region runs from base 95 to 2920 and encodes 941 amino acids. Gene Ontology annotation, cellular component: cytoplasm. The transcript is spliced from 6 exons. The record is from RefSeq and is a predicted model, not a curated record. Lineage: Eukaryota; Viridiplantae; Streptophyta; Magnoliopsida; Rosales; Rosaceae. Gene Ontology annotation, molecular function: misfolded protein binding; ATP hydrolysis activity; ATP-dependent protein folding chaperone.